CACGUGCGGAACCCGCCCGCGCCGAACCCCGCGGGACCGGGCAGGGCAGGAGCCCCGAGCAGCCCCAGAAGGGCUUGGGUGGAGGCCUCCACCAUGAGUUUUGUUGAGUACGAAGAGCUCAUUAAAGAAGGGGAUACUGCCAUUAUUUUCUUGGGCCAUGGCUCCAUGUUCCCCGUGCAAGUCCAGCGUGGGGCUCAGACCCAGACCAAGUAUGGUGUAAUCCGCCACUCAGCUCAUCUCAUCGGCCAACCUUUUGGCUCCCGGGUGACCUGCAGCAAGGGGGGCUGGGUGUAUGUGCUCCACCCUACCCCUGAGCUCUGGACCCUGAACCUCCCACACCGGACCCAGAUCCUCUACUCCACAGACAUCUCCAUCAUCACCAUGAUGCUGGAACUGAAGCCUGGCUCCGUUGUCUGUGAAUCAGGUACUGGGAGUGGCUCCCUAUCCCAUGCCAUUAUCCGAACAGUGGCUCCCACUGGGCAUCUGCACACAGUGGAGUUUCAUCAGCAGCGAGCACAGAAGGCAGAGGAGGAGUUCCGGGAGCACCGAGUGGACCGAUGGGUGACCGUGAGGAACCAGGAUGUGUGUAAGAAUGGCUUUGGCGUGUCCCACGUGGCUGAUGCUGUCUUUCUUGACAUCCCCUCACCCUGGGAGGCCAUUGGCCAUGCCAAAGAUGCCCUGAAGGUUGAAGGUGGUCGCCUCUGCUCUUUCUCACCCUGCAUUGAGCAAGUCCAGCGGACCUGCCAGGCCCUGGCCGAACAUGGGUUCAUCGAAGUCACCACCCUGGAAAUCCUGCUACGAGAGUACAACGUUCGGACCGCUAACUUGCCCUUGCCAGAUCUGGGUGGGGCCCUGGACCCCUUGCCUGUCCUGGGCGAGGCUCAGUUCAAGAUUGGGGUGCCCUUGAGGGAGACUGUUGGCCACACUGGCUACCUGACCUUUGCCAGCAAGAGUUUGUUUUGAUGCUGCUGAUCUGGAGAGGGGAGGAGGCUGGGAGGGGGAGGGAAAGGGGGCCAUGAUGUGUGGAGUUGCCCAAUUUUCUUCCCUUGGUCAGAGAAUGCCUUAUAUAGUCAGGCCUCUCAGGCCUGGGCUUUUGUGGAAACGCCACUCAGGCAGGCACUCAGCAGCCUGCACCCCUGGUUUUGGAAACCAAGCAAGGAAUCUUGCCAAGUCCUAUCUAGGGUGUUUACUUUGCAUCUUUUCACCCACCCCCACUCUCUUGAACUCCUCUGACAUCCUCCUUCACCCUCCACCCCCACUUCCCCUCCCCAACCCUGUGGCCUGGAUUAAAUUUAUUUAGAUUUGGGACAUGUUUUCCACUACCAUCCCCCUCAUUCCACCACCACCACAAGCUCAUUUCUUUGAGUUUUUAUUUUUGCUUUAAAAGAUACAAAAUUGUCCCUCCCACCACCCCUGCUACCAGCCUCUCUUCCAUAUCCCUCUGUGGCUGCUCUGUCCCACAGGGAACAAGGGAGCUCUCAGGGUUAGCCAGAAAUGCACAAGAUUUAAAGCCAGAACCUGGGUUCAUUCCCUACUCCAUUACUCCAUCCCCUUGUCAAAUGGCUUCCCCUUUCUAGACCUCGGUGUCCUCAUCUGUAAAAGGAAGAGAUAGAACUAGAACUCUAGGGCCCCUUCUGACUAAAUUCAGUGAUCCUGAAAGAUCCUGAUGACUAGGAAGAUUAGGAGCAGCUCCUAGUAAGCUAAUGCCAUUGGAGGGGAGGGGGAGUAGAAUACCAUCCACACCCCAAGCCUGGCUUUGGGGACUGGAUUCCAGCUGUUCUUAGGAGCAAAAACCCCCCUCCUCCACUGUUUCUCUAAAUCCCUGGGGAUGGAAGGGCCUCCCUCAUCCUUGCCCUGGAAUGUUGCAGCUGUAAGAUGGAAAAUAUACCAUCCGCAGCCCAUGGAUAACCCCUCUGUAACAAUAGAGAACUUAGUACAUUCUUUUAA
Molecule: messenger RNA, 1947 nt
Organism: Vombatus ursinus (common wombat)
Lineage: Eukaryota; Metazoa; Chordata; Mammalia; Diprotodontia; Vombatidae
Gene: TRMT61A
Product: tRNA methyltransferase 61A
Exons: 4
Coding region: 94-963 (289 amino acids)
Biological process (GO): tRNA methylation
Cellular component (GO): tRNA (m1A) methyltransferase complex; nucleus
Source: RefSeq, a predicted model, not a curated record